GAGGCGGGGUGGGGCGCAGUUAAAAGGCGCGGCCGGUGGGAACGGGCCUUCGCCCGAAGCCGGACGGAGAAGCUGCCGCCGCCGCGGAGCCGCCGAGCCCCGGAGCCCCGGAGCAGGUGACAUCGUCGCUGUUAUCCAGAAACAGAUAUUUCAGCAAAGAUUUCCAUUGGUGUCGUCAGCGUGCACUGCUGCCUUCCAGGCAGUCAGCGGUGCAGGAGGAGAAAGUCUGAAGCCCUGGCAGAGGGUCCCUGCCUCACCCUCCAUUGCUGAUACGCCAGGAGCCUUAGGAAUAAGGAGUACACCAGCACCAUGAACUGGGACACUCUGCACACUUUCCUUGGGGGUGUGAACAAGCACUCCACCAGCAUCGGGAAGGUGUGGAUCACGGUCAUCUUUAUCUUUCGGGUCAUGAUCCUCGUGGUGGCAGCCCAGGAAGUGUGGGGUGAUGAACAGGAAGACUUCGUCUGCAACACUCUGCAACCUGGGUGCAAAAAUGUGUGCUACGACCACUUUUUCCCGGUGUCUCACAUCCGGCUGUGGGCCCUGCAGCUGAUCUUCGUCUCCACACCUGCACUGCUAGUGGCCAUGCACGUGGCCUACUACAGGCAUGAAACUGCCCGCAAGUUCAGGCGUGGAGAGAAGAGGAAUGAAUUCAAAGACAUUGAGGACAUUAAAAAGCAGAAGGUUCGGAUAGAGGGGUCUCUGUGGUGGACGUACACCAGCAGCAUCUUUUUCCGUAUCAUCUUUGAAGCAUCCUUCAUGUACGUGUUUUACUUCCUUUACAAUGGGUACCACCUGCCCUGGGUGCUGAAAUGUGGGAUUGACCCCUGCCCCAAUCUUGUUGACUGCUUUAUUUCCAGACCAACUGAGAAAACCGUGUUUACUGUUUUUAUGAUUUCUGCAUCUGUGAUUUGCAUGCUGCUUAAUGUGGCUGAGUUGUGCUACCUGCUGCUGAAAGUAUGUUUUAGGAGAUCAAAAAGGGCACAGAUGCAAAGAAAUCACCCCAACCAUGCCCUGAAAGAGAGUAAGCAGAACGAAAUGAAUGAGCUGAUUUCAGACAGUGGGCAAAAUGCAACCACAGGCUUUCCAGGUUAAACGUCUCAAGGUAAAAUGCAGCUGAAUCAUAACAAAACAUUUGUCUUCCCUGGAAGGCAAGGCCAACCUGAAAAUCCCCUCUCUAGGCUGAAGAGCUAGUCUUUAUAAAUGACUCUCAUAACAAAUAGACACUUGAGUUAACUUUGUGUAGAAUACUUGUGCAGCUCAUAUGGUCCAUCUCUGAAAACACAAGACUGGCUGACAACUGAGCCUUGAAUUCGCUUUAACAUGUUUCUUUUAUGUGGACUGUCUGACAUGGUGGUAUUUCCUGAACACUUAUGUAACCGUUGUUGAUAAAGAACAUUUAUCUAGAAAUUGAUACUUUUAUUAGUAAAAGAUAUUUUUAUAGGAUUGAAUGUUUUAGU
Molecule: messenger RNA, 1460 nt
Organism: Cynocephalus volans (Philippine flying lemur)
Lineage: Eukaryota; Metazoa; Chordata; Mammalia; Dermoptera; Cynocephalidae
Gene: GJB6
Product: gap junction protein beta 6
Exons: 3
Coding region: 310-1095 (261 amino acids)
Biological process (GO): gap junction-mediated intercellular transport; cell-cell signaling
Cellular component (GO): connexin complex
Molecular function (GO): gap junction channel activity
Source: RefSeq, a predicted model, not a curated record